Molecule: messenger RNA, 690 nt
Organism: Tilletiaria anomala UBC 951
Lineage: Eukaryota; Fungi; Basidiomycota; Exobasidiomycetes; Georgefischeriales; Tilletiariaceae
Exons: 1
Coding region: 1-690 (229 amino acids)
Cellular component (GO): cytoplasm
Molecular function (GO): protein binding
Source: RefSeq, a predicted model, not a curated record
AUGGAGCUCGUGCGCGUCAUCUUCUCGGUUGCGACAGCGACGUUGGACACGGGUGAGAGCACGGGCCUAGCGGAGUUACGGACGUCGGCGCGGCAAGCGACGCUGCAGAUCGCACACGACAACACGCCUCUGUUCAUGACGACAUUGUCACACGACAUCCUGCAAGCACGCUCGCCGGCGCACUGCAGCGCGACGAUGCGGCUGGUGGCGUUCAUGGUGCGGCGCAAGCCGCUGCUGCUGCAUCCGAACCUGCCGCGCCUGGCAGAGGCAGUGGUCAAGUCGCUUGACCCGAAUGCGACGACGAUGCGGCGCGACCUGGUGGUACAGGCUGCGACGGUGAUGAUCAGCGAGCUGGUGCACUCGUACCCGUCCAUCGCGUUUCAUGGGACGCUGCAGCGCCUUGCGGUGGGCACGCACGAGGGCGCAGUGAUCACAUACGACCUCAAGACCGCGACAAGACUGUACGUGAUCGAGGGCCACCGCCGGCCGGUGAGCGCGUGCAGCUACUCGCCCGACGGCAGGCGCCUCAUAACGGUCAGCCUCGAGGAGGGUCGCGUUCUAGUGUGGAAGGUGGGCAGCAGCCUGGCAUCGGUCUUUACACCCGGCAGCCUGCCGCGGCAGGGCGGCACGGACCGCUCCGGCGCGUACAAGGCUAUCGAGUUUCACGUCGCGGGUAAGUGCCGACGCUGA